UGCGAUAGACGACGGUAAAGACGGUAGUCACCAUGAGCUAUACGGCGGAAGAGAAAAUUAAGCUCGCGGGCGAAGACUCGAAGGAUCGGUUGUACGAGGCCAAGCAGAACCAGAAAGCGAUACGCAUCCUUACGGUGGCGGCGUACGUUCUGUGCGUGUCGCUGGUUGCCAUUAUGCUGUCGCUGUACUACAUCUUCUUCUGGGAUCCAAGUACAAACCCGAUGCAGCAGAAAACUCAAACGAUCGAUACCCUUAUCAUACCGGACCACUUGGCCAUACGGUUGGCCAAUCGGAGCGAGGUGCCAGCGAACCGCUUUUUCCACAGCUUCUACCAGCAUCUGGUGCAGGAUCGGGUCGUGAAGAUUAGAAAGGAGGUACACAUCUCGGAAUCAACCAACCUUACCCGUCUUAUCGAGCUGUACCAUCUGCAGCAGCAACACCAGUACAAACACCGACGUCCAGAAAAGCUAUCGCCGAGCCGCAAACAUACACUGCUCGGUGGAUCAGACGUCGCCGAUGGUCAACUGUCUUAUCAGGUGCAAUCGGCCGAACAGCAGGGCUCGGUUAGUGAUGGUCCGCCGCGGUUGAACACGGACGAGGAUGAUGGUAGUGAUGAUUACGAGCAGAGUGGUAAUUACGAGCCGUACUCCAACUAUACUACCAUACAGCUGGAUGCGGACGAACCCGAAGAACAGUGAGCGCAACGGCA
Messenger RNA from Anopheles maculipalpis, 709 nucleotides. RefSeq lists its product as uncharacterized. Lineage: Eukaryota; Metazoa; Arthropoda; Insecta; Diptera; Culicidae. The coding region runs from base 33 to 698 and encodes 221 amino acids. The transcript is spliced from 3 exons. The record is from RefSeq and is a predicted model, not a curated record.